Hydractinia symbiolongicarpus is the source of this 5670-nucleotide messenger RNA. RefSeq names its product protogenin B-like. Bases 105 to 3521 code for a protein of 1138 amino acids. NCBI's taxonomy places the organism in Eukaryota, Metazoa, Cnidaria, Hydrozoa, Anthoathecata, Hydractiniidae. The transcript has 16 exons. Gene Ontology annotation, molecular function: protein binding. The record is from RefSeq and is a predicted model, not a curated record.
CGGUACUGCAUUUAUUAUCAUGGCCACAAUCAACUGAGAAAGCCAGAAGGAGAAUAAUUUUAAGAUAUAUAUAUAUAUAAUUUUGAUUUCAGAACCACCCUACAAUGCGUUACACAUUGGUUAUUAUUUUUUGGAGUAGCCUAAUAACUAGUGAAACAGAUUGUCGUGGUACUGCCAAUCACUCCUUUCCUCAUAUUACAAAACAACCACCUCAACAUAUCUACGCUCUACCAAAUGAACAAAUCUUCAUCCCAUGUGAAAUAGAAUGCUUGAAUUGUGGUAAUCAGGUGCGAACAAGAUGGGAAAAAAGUGGAUCAGAAAUUGUGAAUACAAUUCAUUCUAAAAACAAUACAUUAAUCAUCAAUUCUUACAAACCAUCUGUGCACAAUGGCUCGUACAUUUGCAUCGUUACAUACAAAACGCUGAGUGUCCGAAGUCUACAAUGUAAUGUCCACACUGCGGUUUCUCCAAAAUUUGCAAUUAAAUCAGAUUCUACAGUAGAAAAUGGCACCGCUGUCCUUAAGUGUAUUGAACCUGUUAGUUCAAUUAUGGAGAAGUUGCAGUUUCUUUGGUUUAAAAAUGGGAAGCAGUUAAAAGCAGACAAAAAUGUUGUAAUACGAGAUGUGCAUUUGUUUGUAAAGAAAGUGUAUCUAUCUGAUGCUGGAAAGUAUGCAUGCUGGUAUAAAUGGAAAAUAAACAGCACAUUUAUAAAAAGUCGUACGGUGGUCCUCAAUGUUACUUCAACUCCAGUUACUGUGAUACCAAGCAUAACCAUGAUUGCUCCACAACAUAGGAUCCAAGAAAAUGACCCUGUGGUUGUUGACUGUGUUGCAGGUGGCCCUCCUAAUGCUGAUGUUCGAAUUUUUAAAUUAAAUGAAGAUCAAGAUAUAGAAAUUAAAUUGCGUCAAGGAAAGGGUUUUGCAAGCCUUCAAGUGUCACACUUCUCAAAAGAACAUGAGGGAGAGUACAUAUGUGAAACAGAAGUUUCACAUAUGAGGAGAAGAAAAAAAAUGACACUUAAUCUCAUUGAUGAACCAAAAUUGGCUCAUAAUGGAAUCAGUCACAUAAAUACAAAAACCAGAACACGAGUUUCUUUUAGCUGCUCUCCAAACAGUAAAUCAGAUGUUUCUGUAACAUGGUAUCAUAAUACAGCACAAAUUAAAGAAAGCAGCUUCUUUGCAUUCGAUGGUGUGUGGAUGAGUAUAACAGACAUACGUAUGAUGCAUUCUGGGAUAUACCAAUGCAUAGUUGAAAAUCAGUAUGGCGCAGACAUGAAGAUCUUCUACUUGACUGUUGGUAAAUCAGGGCUUGCUCCUUUAAACCUGCAAAUUGAAAAACUGGCUCCUGACAGGGUGAAACUAAAAUGGUCUCCUCCAAAAAAUGCAAAGCUUUCGCAAAUCUUCUAUACAAUAUAUUGGUAUGCACCAGAUGGACGACAAAGAAACCAAGUUACUACGUCUACAGAGUUCCAAAUAACUAAUGGACUGUAUGGUGGUUUGAAUUACAAGUUUGAAGUGUGUACAUUUUUUACUGCAAAGCUUGACGUAAAAGACUGUGUGGAUGUCUAUACACCCAUGUUAGAAGCAACACCCCUGCAUGGGCCAGCUCUGGAUAGACCAAUACAUACUAUUGGACAGGAGGUUACCCUCAUAUGGAAGCCUAUUCCAAUUCAAUAUGCUCGAGGUAUCAUUAAAAAUUAUACUGUAUACUGCAACCCUUUCUUUGGCAAGACAAGAAUAAAGGAAAUUCAUCACUUCAAUGGAAACACUACAUCCGCAAAGAUACAUUUAAAUGGUUCUGGCACCUACAAAAUCUGGAUUGUAGCAAAAAACAAUGCAGGUCAAAGUCCUAACAGCAGCUCUUAUAUUAUUUCAACAGAGGAUAAUUGGAAUGCAGGGUCUGGUCAAAUUAAGUUUACAGUUAGGUUUUUCAUUCAUCCCAAGAGAUGCGCCAAAGUCCAUUGGAAGAUGCUGAACAUAAACGAAUCUGUGACGGGCUUCAGAAUAUUUUAUGUGGAAAUACCAUACACAGAUUACUGGAGUUCUGUGAGCACUGUUAAUGUGAGUCGAAAUGUGGAUAGUUAUACAGUUCUUGACUUGCCUAUGCAAAAAAAAUAUCGGUUUACAAUGGCUCCAGUGUAUAAGUGGACGAAUGGUCACCAAAAGGUAAACCAGUUGGGUAAAAGAACAGAUGCUAUACUUCAUAGAAGCUCAUAUAUUAAGCGUCAACUUGAAAGUGAAAUCUUUCAGCACGACACUGUGGAGAAGCCAUCGAAUUUUGAAUGCCGACCCAUGAACCUGCACAGUAUAUUGAUUUCUUGGGAUCCCCCUUUUACCAAGUUUAAGAUCACCGACUAUGUUGUUAACAUCUUAAAUGAGCGAACAAACGUCGAAAUGAAUUAUAGUACUACGGAUGAUUUCUUGACAGUUCAUAAUCUGACUGAUGUUUGGUACGCUGUGCGCGUUCGAGCAAAUAAUUAUUACAUAAAGAAUUUGACCUAUUUUGAGGCAGGAUACAUAUCCUGCAGGACGCGAGUGAAAGUUCCUACAGCACCGUUGUCUAAAAAAUACGAAUUUUUCCAAUCGAGAAAAGAUUCCGACAAUAUGAGAUAUAUGCGUAUCAAGUGGAAGCCACCGGCAUACACAGGUAAAAGCGUCUACUCGUACAACAUCAAAAUGGUGGAAGAAAGCACUGGAUUAUGGGUACAGUUUCCCUUUGAAAUGAAUUUCUACCAUCUUAUCAUGGAGCGGCAGACGGACGAGUGGGUUCGGUCUCCUGCAAUUUGGGUGAAAGGUUCUGGUCUGAUAUUAAAGGUGGAAAUAUCUGCCAUCAACGCAGCUGGAGAAGGGGAAGCAUUAAAAUUCGAAACAGUUGAAACUCGACCAAUACCGCAGAUUAAAACGACGUCGCUAACCAAACCUGAAAGCCAUUCGUCGGAGGGCUCGCCUAUCACAUUGGGAGUCGUAGUUGGUCUGGCAGUGUCAGCCAUUUUUAUACUUCUUUUUGUUGUAGUCUGCAUACUAAGAGACCCAUGCAGGAGUGCCCUCAGGACAGGGAACCCGAACAGGGACGAUGCAUAUUUAUAUUUAGAGAGGUUGAAAGAUCUGGAGACUUCGUCAUCUGCCCCGUCUACUGUGGUCACAUCCUAUUCAGAAUGUAGCGGUGAUAGUAGAAAAAGUAAAUUUAGUUCAACAGUAUAUAGAGGAUAUAAGUUAUUAAAUCCGUUUAAGCGGAGACCUAAACGCAGAGUCAGCAGAGGAGGUGGAGAGGACAUAAUGCUAUCUAGUAGUUCAUCAUGUUCCUGCUAUUCUCGCAGACAUUUUAUCGAUCGAUCACAAUGUGAUCAACAUUGUGUAUGCAACAAUAGUAUUUAUGCUUCGGCAAGUUCGGCAUCAGAAGAGAAAGAAUCGCCAGACAGUAUACCUGAAUCAUGUUCUUACAAGGCGAUUGCUUCGGAAUGUAGCAAUAUAAAAUCUGAUCGCGAUGGUAGAGAGUCACUGCUAUUAGAUCCGAGCCUGUGAAUAACAAGUUGUACAUAUAUGCAUAUACAAAAUUCUAAAAAAAAUUGUAAAUAUAUAUAUAUAUAUAUACAUAUGGAUAUAUAAGUGUUUUGUGUGCGUGAUUCGCGCCUCAUAAUAUGGGAGUCAUCAGGUAGUAUUUAUCUACUGUUUAGUUGUCAAAUGUAUGUCAAAAAUAUUUGUUUUUAUGCUUUGCUAUCUUUAUUUUUUUCUUUCGUUCUUUGUUUAAACAUGGUGGUUUUGUUUACCCCAGCAUUUAUUUUUUCGUCUAUCAUUCGAUUGUACCGUGCGCCGGCUAAUGGCGCUAGUUGUUUCUGUGUUUUUUUCUUACUCUAAACAUGAAAGGAGGAGUGCGCGGUGCUAAAUUACUUGCAGGUCUGAUCUCCACCGUUGGGUGCUUCUGUUAUCACUCUCUUUACUUUGUGUUUUCUAAAAUGAAGUUAUGUUAAGGGCAUGUACACAUGACGUAUCCUUUAUGACUGUUCAUCAACUUUUUUUGUUUUCAUUCUUCCUUACCUAACAUUUAUAUACCGAUAUUUUUUACAUUAGUUGAUUAAUAAUUUUUUUAAGAAGAAAAUCCGUUUUGUUUUAAAAAUGAAAAAAAUAGUUCAUAUUCUUGUUUUGAAACUUGCAAUAUCGGAACUUGAGACUAGCAUACCUUGUUUCCAGGGCUCUUUUUGUGUUGUGACAACUUUGAAUGAUUUUUAGAAAUGAAAAAGAAAUUUUGAGUUGACGUAGGAAAGAAUUCUGUGAUACACAUUUGAAGAAGUUCUAAUUUUAUGCAUGUACUCUUUUCGUGUGGGUUAGUUGUUAUCUAGAAACUUGUUGUUGUUAUGUCGGUACAAUAAUUUUUGUUGUUGUGUCUGUUGUUUCUGUACUGAGACUGUAUUAGAUUUUCUGCCAACGCGUUUUUGUCGACUCCCUUGUUUAACGGAAGGUUGGUGCAAUUUUUGUUCAGCUUGAAAACUGCUUCAAAAAAAUUGUCGAAGAUUUUUAUUGCUGUUCAUUAGAGCAAUCCUCAUUACCCGAGUUUCUGAUAGCGUCAUUGGCGUAUUAAUUGCGAGUGUGUUUUUGUUUAUUUGUCCAUCAAAUUUCCGUUGACGUCAACAUGUCGGUGACUUCACACAGAUACCACUUUUUUGUGAAAACACACUUAGCCAUCGUAAUUGUGAAAGAAAACAUACGUCGAUAAUCAAAUUCGCGUGUUGUGUAGAACGUGUAUAAUUGCCAACCGCAAUAGUGGGCAGUGGAGACCUGUUUGUUUUGUAUUCGUUUAUUAGCUAUUGUUGUCGUUUUUGUUGUUAUUGUCGUAUUUGUUGUAUUGUUGCUUUAGGAAGCAGUCCUCAAUAUCUCAGGUUGGCGCCUAUAUUUUAAAACAAGAUAAAGACUAAUAACUUUUGUUCAAGCAAGCUCUUUCAAUAUUUUACCUUGUUGCUUUUCCCCUAAAACUGUGUUUAAAAUAAAGCUUUUUGAAAUUUUGUGAACGAUUUCUAUGUAUUGAAAGACGCUUCUAAUUAUACUAUUUAUUUUGUUGUUGUUGUUGUUGUUGUUGUUGUUGUUGUUGUUUUUGUUGUGAUUUGUGAUUUGCUUUUUAAUUUUGAAAUUUCAAUGUAUUUCAAUUAUAUAUAUAAAAUGCUUUAAAUUCUUGCCAAUCACGAAUAAUAUUACAUUAAUAUUUUUUUCUAAUAAUCAUAAUUAUAUUCUCAGGCUAUACAACUUAUUGUUUUUCUUUUCUAUUUCUCAUUAGAUUAUAUGCAGAUUUAACACCUUGCGAAAAGUCAGCUAAAAAGAAGAGUAAAAAUUUUAGCCGGCUAAAAUUGCAGUCCCUUGUACAAAAUUUCGUCACUUUUUACGGGCAAAUGUUAUCAGCAAAAUUUUCUUUUAUAUGACAAUUUCAGCUACAAAAGGUAAACUGAAAAUAUCCGAAAUUCGUAUCCUUAAGCCAGGUUUCCACCAGUGCGAUAAAGCCUAUCGCCUGAUUUCGCACUGACAUUCCUUAGUACGAUUUUCUUAUCGCACUGGUGGAAAAGAGAAAGUAAAUAAAGUUUUGUUUGUGGAGGGAAAAGUACACUGAUGUCAAAAUGGUUCCAAAGGAAUAUUGUGUGAAAGCAUCAAUCUCUUCUCUUUUUAAAUAAAUAUAUCUGACCCAAAA